This is a messenger RNA of Drechmeria coniospora, 1011 nucleotides long. Its product is annotated as nuclear protein involved in pre-rRNA processing. Gene Ontology annotation, cellular component: nucleolus; preribosome, small subunit precursor. NCBI's taxonomy places the organism in Eukaryota, Fungi, Ascomycota, Sordariomycetes, Hypocreales, Ophiocordycipitaceae. The transcript has a single exon. Gene Ontology annotation, biological process: maturation of SSU-rRNA from tricistronic rRNA transcript (SSU-rRNA, 5.8S rRNA, LSU-rRNA). Bases 1 to 1011 code for a protein of 336 amino acids. The record is from RefSeq and is a predicted model, not a curated record.
AUGGGAACGAAACGUUCGAUUGUCGACGUCGAGUCGCAAGAGGGAGGGGAUACGCCUGCGGACAAUCCUGGCUUUGCCAACAAGCGGAGGAAACAUUUUGGCACCGGAAAGCACAAGGCAAAAGAGGGUAGCUCAGAGUUCGCGAAGAAGAGAGUGCGGAACAUCCAAAGACUGCUGCAGCGCAACCAAGACCUCCCGGCGAAUGUCCGCAACGAUCUCGAGCGCGAGCUGGCCGCGCACGUGGCCGACAUUGGCGACAAGACCUUUCAGAGGAAGCGGAGCGCCAUGAUCUCCAAAUAUCACAUGGUUCGCUUCUUCGGUAUUUCACGCCCCACAACCGACCGUUUGAGGUCCUUGACUCGAACGUGUUGCCGGAUCACUGACAGGCGAGCAGAGCGAAAGAAGGCGUCUCGUCUGGCCAAGCAGCUAAGGCGCCAGAUCGACAAUGCUCCCGAUGGUGAAGAUGUCGAAAAAUUGAAGCAGCAGCUACACAUCGCCGAGGUCGACGAAGCAUACACCCUCUACCAUCCCCACGCGGAGUCGUACAUAAGCCUGUACGGCAACAUCAAGUCGGAGGCCGAGGGGGAAGAGAUUGCGAGCAAAAAACCCGUCGCGAAGAUGGCCCUCGAGGGUUCGCGGCCGCCAAUGUGGUCGGUGGUUGAGACGACGAUGGAGGAGGGGCAGGAGGCCCUGAAGCGGCUGCGGGAGAGGAGGUCGGCGGAGGACACAGCAAAGGGUGGCGAUGACAAGCUGAAACGGCAGGCGCCGAGGUCAUCGGCAAGCAAGCCAAAGGAGGACACGAAGAAGCAACGACAGUUGCCGCAGAAGCACGACGAGGGACGAAAGCACCACGGUAACAAGGAAGGCCAGGCUGGUGGAAAGACGGGCAAGACGGGCGAGACGGGCGAGAUGCCUGGCCUCAACCGUCGGGAGAGGCGACGGUUGAUGCGCGAGAAGGCCAUCAAGGAUGAUUCUGAUGAUGGCGACGGUGGCUUCUUCGAGGAGGGUUAA